GUUUUUAAUUUGAACAGAGAAAAACCGGUUUGUGUUACUGUUGGGGCCUAAGAAAGGGUUUCGUUCUUUCACUCUACCACUAUCACUGGAAAAAGACUAGGGCUGAGAGCUUUAUCGAAAAUCUUCCCAGAAAAAGGUUCAUUCGCUUUCUGUCUCUGCUUCUUCCAAAAUUCCCCAAAGUUUUUGUUCCGACCCUCUUGUGCCUCUAAUCAGGUGGUCAACAAGACAUGUCAUCUGAUACUGCCAAAGAAAACGCAUCUGUAGUUGAUUCAUCAGUGACUGAAUGGAAAAAUGACAGGAAUCUGGAUGGUCCAGUUUUGUCAGAGAGCCAUAGCUAUAGAUCCAAUGAGGAUGGCUGUCAAAUUGGAGCAGACGAGCAAGUUCACUCUUAUGAACAGCGUCAAAAUUGUAGUGAAACUAAAAAGGGUAAACCAUGCAAUACAAGAUACUUCAUUAUCAAGAGUUUGAACCACCAAAAUAUUGAGUUGUCAAUUGAGAAGGGAAUUUGGGCUACUCAAGUCAUGAAUGAGCCUAUUCUUGAAGAAGCCUUUCGUAACUCUGGAAAAGUAAUUUUAAUUUUCAGUGUCAACAUGAGUGGGUUCUUCCAAGGGUAUGCCCAAAUGAUGUCUUCCAUUGGUUGGAGACGAGACAAUGUUUGGAGCCAAGGAACUGGUGGAAAUAAUCCUUGGGGUCGCACUUUUAAAGUCAAAUGGCUGCAGUUACAUGAUUUGCCUUUUCAAAAGACUCUGCAUCUAAAAAAUCCAUUGAAUCAAUAUAAGCCUGUUAAAAUUAGUAGAGAUUGCCAGGAGUUACCUCAGGAUAUUGGUGAAGCCCUUUGUGAGCUUCUUGACGGGAAGGAUGAUGUGGAUGUCAGUUUGAAAAGGGUUGAAUUCUCCAAGGUUGAUCUUCCUUUGAGGAGGCCUUGUGUGGAGCCUUCUGGUUCAUUAAGAUUUGAAGACUUUGUGCCUUCAGUGCAUAUGGCACCCACACUUUAUCCCUCAUUAGUCUACCACCAUCAAGCUGAAGCUAGUAGAUUUGACCAAGGAUAUCAGAGACCAAGUGCUGGAAGCCAUGGGAAUGUACGCUCUGACAGUGAUACAUCUGCUCAGUUUAUUGGUUGGGGAAAGUCAACUGAAAGGAGCCCCCUUGCUAGUAGUUUGACUGAAGAUGAUCUCCUGGAAAUGACAUAUGAAGAGUACCUUGAAGCUCAUAGCAGACACAACAAGAAACUAUACCAGUCGGAUAUCGGAGAUUUGUUUCCUCAAAAGACUCUUUCGCCAGUGAAGAUAUAUGAUACAAGGUGCUGUGCCAGCCUCCAACAUUCAAAAAUCAUCAGUUAAAGCUGCACGUUUUGAUGAUGUGAAGUUGGGCAGCAGUUCAAAGAAGAGGCCUCGUCACAGAUCCCCAAGACGAUAACUGCUUUUUCUAAGAAAAGACUGCUGUAGUUAGCCCAAUGAUGAGACUGAAAAUGUCCCGGGUUAGAAUUGUUCUUUUUGCACAAAAUGGCUUUGCUAUGGAGUUACUACUUAUUUUGUAAUUCCUGGAACUAGGAGUUAACUGUUGUAACGUUGUAUUAUAGUGUUGACCUAUUAUAUGAAUCAUUAGCGAACAUCUUUUUAGUAAAUUUUUUGUAUGGGUGGUAACAAACUUGUACAGAAAAUGACUGUUGCCUGCCCAUAACCCUAGAUACGUUUUGUCAGUUUGAUGUCCUCUCUUUUUUUUUUAAAAAAAAGAAAACUGGGAAUAUUUCCUACUGUACAAGAUUUGAUAAUUGUCCUUUUGUUAUGGCUUGUGGUGGUGGACUGGUUGAUAAAACUAGGGCUGAAGGUGAUGCUCACUCUGAAUACUGUACUGAUGGAGGGGUUGAAGAGGAUAACAGCUCAAGCUGAUGGCUAUGCAAUUCCUGUUGCUGAUAAGAGCAGAGUAUUUGGUGUUUUAUGUUGAAUGGUUGUAAUAUGGACGAGAUUUCAUUAGAUAGCUGACUGAGUUACUAUUUCAAAGGGUAUAGCUAGGAUUAUUGUUUGCAUACAUAGGAACAGAUGUGCAUAUUGGAUAAAUUAUAAGGCACUUGAUGGAUUUUAGUAUCAGAUUAAUUGGUCUCUGUGUAUCUGGAGCCUACUGGUUGAGGGGACAGUUCUGCUGUUGGACUAUUCUGGGUUGUUUUUUCAUGUAACUAUGAAUAUGUAUGAAGUAAAAGCUGGCCUUCUUGAUGUC
Messenger RNA from Coffea eugenioides, 2214 nucleotides. RefSeq names its product YTH domain-containing protein 1-like. The transcript has 11 exons. Gene Ontology annotation, molecular function: N6-methyladenosine-containing RNA reader activity; mRNA binding. Bases 228 to 1340 code for a protein of 370 amino acids. Gene Ontology annotation, biological process: mRNA splicing, via spliceosome; regulation of mRNA splicing, via spliceosome. NCBI's taxonomy places the organism in Eukaryota, Viridiplantae, Streptophyta, Magnoliopsida, Gentianales, Rubiaceae. The record is from RefSeq and is a predicted model, not a curated record. Gene Ontology annotation, cellular component: nucleoplasm.